Molecule: messenger RNA, 1355 nt
Organism: Spea bombifrons (plains spadefoot toad)
Lineage: Eukaryota; Metazoa; Chordata; Amphibia; Anura; Pelobatidae
Gene: SGTB
Product: small glutamine rich tetratricopeptide repeat co-chaperone beta
Exons: 11
Coding region: 89-1012 (307 amino acids)
Biological process (GO): post-translational protein targeting to endoplasmic reticulum membrane
Cellular component (GO): membrane; TRC complex
Molecular function (GO): molecular adaptor activity; protein binding
Source: RefSeq, a predicted model, not a curated record
GCAGGCUGCUCCACUCGCUCCGGCUGCUGCAGGUGUGCUGGUGAAAGGCUGCCGCUGCGUGUUGGGGUUUUCCUUGUCUGCUGUAAAGAUGUCCUCACUUAAACGACUCGUAUAUGCAGUCAUCCACUUCCUGAGAGAGCAGAGUCAGCGGGAUGAUUACACAUCAGAUGAGCAGGAAAGUUUGGAAGUGGCAGUUCAGUGUCUGGAGACUGUCUUUAAGAUUGGCCCAGAAGAUACACAUCUUGCAACUCCAAAGUCUUUGGAAGAAAUGUUCUCACAAGCUUAUCUGAAGAAGGAAGAGUUAACACCCAUAGAAUCGUUUUCAUCUUUACCAGCAGAUAUAGAAAAGGCUGAGCAGUUAAAGGAUGAAGGUAAUAACUUUAUGAAGGAGCAGAAUUAUGAAGCAGCCGUGGAUUGCUAUACACAGGCUGUAGAGCUGGAUCCAAAGAAUGCAGUUUAUUAUUGCAACAGGGCUGCUGCAUUUAACCAACUGGGGAACCACAGUAAUGCUGUAAGAGACUGCGAGAAGGCCAUUUCGAUUGAUGUCGUGUACAGCAAGGCCUAUGGAAGAAUGGGGAAGGCACUAGCCGCUAUGAAUAAAUACAAAGAAGCAAUUGGCAGCUACCAGAAAGCGCUAGAUCUGGAUCCUGACAACGAAUCAUAUAAAUCAAAUUUAAGAUUAGCAGAGCAGAAACUUCGACAUGUAGCCAGCCCGACAAGUGCAGGAUUUGGGUUUGAUAUGACCAGCCUAAUGAACAACCCAGCUUUUGUCAGCAUGGCAGCAAGCUUAAUGCAAGAUCCGCAGAUACAACGGCUGAUGUCGGGAAUGAUGUCCAAUUCUGGAGGAGGUCCAGCUGCUGGAGUGGGGGGAUUAACAGAUCUUUCAAGUCUCAUACAAGCGGGACAGCAGUUUGCUCAGCAGAUCCAGCAGCAAAACCCUGAGCUUAUACAGCAGCUGAGGAAUCAGGUGAGAAGUCGGUCAUUUAGUGGAACCACAGAGGAGCAUUCAUGACAAAAAGCAGGUGGGUCCUAACCACAUAACGCGUUCUGAUUUAAUUUAGCCUUCCGACGUCUCCAUCCAUCUGCAAGUAAGCCAGGCCAUUUGUUGUAAUGCAGUUUGUACUUUUAGCAGUCCCUUUCUUUUGUACAUACACAAUAUUGCUACAUGAAUAUAUUAUCUAUUUUUAUUGACUUUGUAUUUCCCAAAAAAAGAGAACACGGAUCAAUGCUUAAAACAAUUAUAGGAUAUAUUAAAUUGUCUGUCAAUGCAAUUUCAGCAGAUUCUAAAAUACUGCUAUUAACCCAGCUUGGAUGUUUUGUUGGGAUUGCUGGGCUAAUUUAUGAACAAAUCCCCC